Messenger RNA from Coffea arabica (coffee), 696 nucleotides. RefSeq lists its product as uncharacterized. NCBI's taxonomy places the organism in Eukaryota, Viridiplantae, Streptophyta, Magnoliopsida, Gentianales, Rubiaceae. Gene Ontology annotation, molecular function: nucleic acid binding; zinc ion binding. The record is from RefSeq and is a predicted model, not a curated record.
AUGUUCAGAAUUACUUCUCAAUUAUCAUUAAGUGGUGAAAAAGUCACUGAUGAAGAUAUGUUAGAGAAGACAUUUUCUAUUUUUCAUGUCUCUAACAUGCUCCUGCAGCAGCAAUAUCGAGAAAAAGGAUUUAAAAAAUAUUCUGAACUUAUCGCAUGUCUUCUCUUGGCUGAACAAAAUAAUGAAUUAUUGUUGAAAAAUCAUGAGUCCCGACCAACUGGUGCAAGUCCAUUCCCUGAAGCGAAUGCGACUCAAUUUCAAAAUUUUGGUCGAGGUCGUGGACGUGGCCGUAGAGGUAGCCGUGGAGGAGACUGUGGACGUGGUCGUGGCCGUGGACGUGAUCGUAGUAGAUUUGUGCCCCGUGAAAAUUACAAUCGUGGCAAACAACAAAAUAUUUCUCAAAAGAGAAAUAAUAACUACGAUCAGAAAAAUGGAGAAAAGAAAAAUUAUGAAGAAAAAUGCUAUCGGUGUAGCAUGGAAGGUCAUUGGUCCCGUACCUGUUGUACGGCUGACUACCUUGUUGACCUUUAUCAAGCAUCUUUGAAAAAGAAAGACAAAAUUGUCGAGACAAAUUUUAUCGACCAAAAGAAUGAUUAUGAUGAUGGUGAUGAUGCUGAUGCUGAUAUGACACACCUCAAUGUAGCUGAUUUCUUUGAACAUCCUGAAAAUGUCAACAAAUAUCUUAUGAUUGUUUAG